Molecule: messenger RNA, 2744 nt
Organism: Megalops cyprinoides (Indo-Pacific tarpon)
Lineage: Eukaryota; Metazoa; Chordata; Actinopteri; Elopiformes; Megalopidae
Product: zinc finger protein 436-like
Exons: 2
Coding region: 52-1989 (645 amino acids)
Cellular component (GO): nucleus
Source: RefSeq, a predicted model, not a curated record
CAAGCUAAAUACAGGAUACGCAAUCUCUUUUUUAUUUUCCAGUAUCUAGUCAUGUCUAAAUCGAAGAAGUUAACAGCGUUUCUAGAAUCUUCUUUGAAUGAGAUCUUUAAAGCUACUGUGAGUGACAUAUUGGAGUCGGUAGAAGAGACCCUUUCAGAAUAUCAAGGUAGAAUACAACGAAUCGAGACCGAGAACGAGGAUCUGAGACGAAGGCUGCAGAAACGAGAUGAAGAACAGGGCGCGUCAGAGAAGGAAGCUGAAGAAGAACCCAGUGCCCCCCACCUUCCAGAAUCCGAAAGAGGGGCUUUCCUCAAGGAUCUGCGUGCUAAACAACCCACAGCGUCCAUCCAGAAGCAGGUGAUCCAGCCGAAGCUGAACGAUGGCAAACUGGGCCUUGCGGAGAGGCGCAGGUACAGGCAGAGAGCACGGGAGAGCUUUCACCACAAAGCAGAGCCCCCGGUCGAGCGCAGUCCUCAAGCACAAAGCACGUCAGGGCUGGAGGGCGCCGAAAAGCUCUCCGGCAGGGCCGUGUCUCCCAUUAAAUUUGCGUACGUUCAGAACGAGUCUGACACAGAAGACGGCUGUGCCAUCGAUCUCUCAAAAACGCGGUCUCCUCUUAACCUGGCCACCAAGGCCAUCAAAACAGAGAGGAGUGAGGCAGAAUACGCGAGCAGGGAACACUAUGCCGAUCCCAAUUCUCCCCACUGUUCAGACCCAGACUCAAGGGACAGCGAUUGUGAUGUCAGAGUCACGAUUGUGUCGGACAGUCACAUGACUGUGGAGACAAGUGAUGACGAAGCCAAAUACCUGGAGCAGUCCGAACCAGAGGAGUCUGAUGAAAGAGGGAGCGAGAUGUGCCGUGAUGGUGCAAGAGAAGCGUUCAGUGACGUCAAACCAGAAUUCGGCUCCGACGAUCUCUUCCUUCAAGAGUGGGUCCAGGGAGUGGGUUCAGCUGGAGCGGAAGGGAGUUUGGCCACAGAGAGCGGGCAGCAGGAUGGUCUCUCCGGUAAUCUCCAGGCCUCAGAGAUAGCCCUGAACUCAUUUAAAUCAGAGUUCACCAGAACGCCCCAAGGUUUCUACCACUGUACUCUGUGUGAGAAAACCUUCAGUCGGUUGGGGUCACUGAACAUACACCUGAGGAGUCACAGUGGCGAGAAGGCGCAUUGCUGCAACUACUGCGGAAAGCGCUUCAGUCGAGCAGAUCUCCUCAAGUCACACAAGCGCACUCACACCGGAGAGAAACCAUACAGCUGCAAUCUGUGUGGGAAGAGUUACGGUCACCCGGGCCAACUUAGAAUACAUAAGCGAGUUCACACUGGAGAGAGACCAUACUGCUGCCCUCACUGUGGGAAAAGGUUCAGUGAGCACAAUCAGCUCAAAGUGCACCUUCGGACUCACACAGGCGAAAGACCAUACAGUUGCAGUGUUUGCAAAAAGACAUUCAGUAAUGCAGGGAACCUUAGAAUCCACCAGAGGAUCCACACUGGGGAGAAACCCUAUUGUUGCGGGCAGUGUGGUAAGAGGUUCAAUGGUAUGGGUGACCUCAAAACACAUUACAGAGUUCACACAGGUGAGAGACCCUACCAUUGCGACCUCUGUGAAAAAACUUUCAGUCAGGCAGGACACCUUACCAUACACAAGAGGAUGCACACAGGGGAAAAACCGUACAGCUGCUCUGAGUGUGGGAAGAAGUUUAGCGUGGCCAGCAGCCUCAAGCUGCACCUGCGGACUCACACGGGAGAGAAACUGUACAGUUGCUCUUUCUGUGGGAAGAGCUUCAGCCGCUCUGGACACCUUAAAAGACAUGAGCAAGUUCACACAAAAGACAAACUGUACAGCUGCACCCACUGUGAGAGGAGUUACAGUGACCAGUCAACCCUUAAAAAACACAUGAAAGUACAUACAGGUGAUGAACCAUUUACACAAAGUGAAGAGAGUACAAGUGGGACCGAUGCCCCAAGUAAUAAUCAGCUAAAUCAGACAGAAUAAAUACAGUAAUGCUGGUAUAGCAUUUUUGUAAGAUGAUACAGUGAAAACAGUUUCGCUGACAGCAAUGUCCUGUUCACACUCAUGGCAUCACAAGACAUGGUACAAUCUGCUUAGCCUAACAGGAAGCCCUUGUCUGAAUAUGUUACAAGUUAUCAUGAAUGUAUUUAGCAUCACCCUGUGAAAAUAAGCAACUUAAUCUCUUAAUACUGUACAUGUACUGUAGAUAGGUGAUUUAUCUGAACAUGCAAUUCACAAAGUGUAAUAUAUAAGAUUAGAACUCUAUCAGCCUCAGAUUAAAAUGUGUGCCCUUCAAUAUCCAACCAAAUUGUAUGACACUAACUGUGCAAUGCCUUCAUUAUCCUGGCAGUGACAUUUUGUGUAGAUGAUUCCAUAUAAAUAUAGGGGCCAUAGGAAGUCUUUGGUCCAGGUAACCUUCUUGAUGUUGUUAGAUCAAAGUGCUAUAUUAAGUCUCUUGAUAUUUGUGUAGGUGCACAAAAGAUGUUGCCACACCGUUAGCCUUUUCUUGAAGUUGAUGUGUGAGAGGUGAGGUGCAUAUAGCCAAAAAUAAAUUAACAGUGCGCCAGAUAGGUGUCUUUCCAUACUUACAUGCAACACUGUGGAGCCACAAAUAUGUUUGAUCAGGAACAUAUUUUAUGCUGUAUCAGAAGUGCACGUGGAUAUUUGCCAAUGACCUUUGAAAGCUGAAACAUGUAUUUGUAACCUCAAACGAAAUUAAAAUAAUAUAUCAGACUUAA